AUGCUUCUGAGCUUCACUUAUUCGCUUCUCCUAGUGGUGAUCGGUGCCAAUGCGAAGAGGAGGACAGAAUCUUCUAUGGUUAAUAGCUGGUCAGUAUCGGACUGUGUGAGACCAUGGCAAAUCCCACAAAUGAGCAAAGCCACCCUUCAAUCUCCUUCAAGACCUAUUGAAUGCCAUCCAGACCAUCAUAACUGUCCAUCCGGUAGAAAUCCUGUAUGUCAAUACUCAUUGAGAGCUCUUAAAUAUGUGUGCUGUGAGGACAAGAAAGAAGCUGAAAUUCCGAGCUGUCCAAAAUAUUACGAUACACUGUUGAUCUCUUGCGGCUCGAGCGUUGAAGGAAGUUGUCCGCGUGGUUAUAAAUGCAUGGGAAGCAUGACGGACGUCAACUUGAAAUUGUGCUGUAAACCGAACAGAACUUUGACUUAUAAGGAACCCGAGAGUACGUUCCGCGAGAACAAAAUUGUUCCAAAGUUCUUGCCGCUUGCACCGAAAACCGAACUUCUCGCUACUUUUGGAAAUGAGAAAAUUUCAAUGGGACAGCUAUUUGAUGCUAGCCAAUUAGACCUGAUUGCCGACCCGCCUGUAAUGACCGCUGGAGUCGAGUUGAAGGACGAUAGACUUUACACAAUUAUCCUAGUUGACUCGUCAGACAGGCCAGUUGGAGUUCACAUCCUGGUUUUGGCGCUGUUCGAGCAGCUCGAAUCAUUUUCCCAGAGAAAUCUUGGCCGAAUUGCGGGCAGCGAUUUCACAUUCUCCGAAUUCAUUAAUGAUCACUCGGAUAUUAUUGAGGAAAGACCAUUGGCGGCGACAUUCUUCGGAUAUUCAACGACGAUUGAUGAUCGCUUCCAUUAG
Molecule: messenger RNA, 852 nt
Organism: Caenorhabditis bovis
Lineage: Eukaryota; Metazoa; Nematoda; Chromadorea; Rhabditida; Rhabditidae
Source: the annotation of a GenBank genome assembly